ACAGCCCUCCCAGCAGACUCGCCCCGCGCUGGCCAGCACCCCGCUUCUCGCGCCCGCCCGCCCGGCCUUCCAGGAAGCGCCGCCGCCGCCGCGAUGCAUUGUGGGGCAGCGGCAGCAGAUCCAAGAUGGCGGCCAGCAGGAGGCUGAUGAAGGAGCUUGAAGAAAUCCGCAAAUGUGGAAUGAAGAACUUCCGUAAUAUCCAAGUUGAUGAAGCUAACUUAUUGACUUGGCAAGGGCUUAUCGUUCCCAAAAUGUGGGCUCAAUGGCGGCCGUACGUUGAGGACUACCAACUUGUAAUUCUUGGUUUCAAAAGUGACUUCCUUGAUGGCCCCCGAGAGUCGCUUUUCCAAAUGGACAAUCCUCCAUACGACAAGGGUGCGUUCAGAAUUGAAAUCAACUUCCCUGCAGAGUACCCAUUCAAACCUCCCAAGAUCACCUUUAAAACAAAGAUCUACCAUCCUAACAUUGAUGAAAAGGGACAGGUUUGUCUGCCAGUAAUCAGUGCUGAAAACUGGAAACCGGCCACUAAAACUGAUCAAGUAAUCCAGUCCCUCAUAGCACUGGUGAACGACCCCCAACCCGAACACCCCCUUCGAGCUGACUUAGCCGAAGAGUAUUCUAAGGACCGUAAAAAAUUCUGUAAGAAUGCUGAAGAGUUUACAAAGAAAUAUGGUGAAAAACGACCAGUGGACUAAAAAAAACAAAAAACAAAAACAACACAACAAAAAAACAAAACAACAACAACAAAAAACCAACACCUGACCGAGUUGAUGUCAGCAAUGUGUGAUAGAAGAGCUGAAGAAUGCAUUUCAGACACACCCACAAAAGCAGGACUCUCUAUGGAAAUUGACAAGUGUCACCUCUCGGUGUUAACUUGUGGCUGUUAACUAACUUUCUACCGUUUCUUAAUCAAACGUGGUCUAGGUAAUCUGUAAAGAAAGGAUUAAAAAUUUAAGAUGUUCUAGUUCUGCUUUCUUUGUUUAAAAUCACUGCUUUAAUGUACUUUAAAGAAUGCUGUUUCUUUUUUUUUUCUUUUUCUUUCUCCUCGUCACAAUUUAUCAGAAAAAAAAAACCAAAAAAAGUCUUAUAACUUGCCCUUAAAAUUCAGAAGGUCGUGGCUGUUAUUUCUUAAUUUUCCUUUGCAAUUCUCAUUUUUUUCUCCCCCAUUUUUGGGGUUGCCCCUUAUCAUUCCCUCCUCCCUCCCUCUCCCCCCCCCCAAGACAAAAGAAAGCAAAACCACACCUGCUUAAUUUCUUAGCCCAAAAGGAAAAAAAAAACAGAAAGACAUUUGGGGGGGAAAAAUGAGCUGUUUGUUUUCCCUUUUCCGUGUCUUAAAAGUUGCACUGUGUUCCGUGGACAUGGGUCCAAGUUUCUCUCAACUUCAGUUUUGUCACGUAACAAAUCUGCCACACGUACACCAGAACCGAACCCUGAUCUUUUUGUAAAUCUGGCUGAAGUUGUUACAAUAAUGUUUUAUUAAAUGGGGAACUCCAAGAUUUGUGUGCAUGAAUGAAUUGUACCACAUUUGCUUAUGUUCUGUUUAGGAGGAGGAAAUUUUUGGCACCAAAUACUCUUUAUAGCAAAGGAAUAGUGGAGUGUAAUUUUCUCUCUCUCUCCCCCCCCCUUUUUUUUUUUAAAAAAAUACUCUUUGCUUUUAUUCUUUAGUAUCUAUGCAGACUACCUAGAAUAAAGAAGGACUCCAGUCCAUUUGCAAGAAUUUCAAGUAUGGGACCAAGAAGUACCAAAGCAGAAUUAAUCUACCAACCAGUCAAACCCACCUCCCUGUCCUGUACGCUUCCAAGCUGAGAAACGUAACUGGAGAAAUCCUUGAAAACUUAGUUCUGAAAAGCGAAAAAAACCUAGUCACAAAAUCUCUUCGACUUAACCUCUCCCUGUGCAAAUGACAAAGCUUAUUUUCUCUUAAUAAUAGAUUGGUUUGCUCGAUACUUCGUCCAAAACGUAAACAAUUUCCAUUAAGCAAUAACCCACCCAUCGUGAAAUUGAGCAGUGGCCUUUCUCCGUAAAAAAAUGACCUGUCCACCCCAAAAAAAAAAAAUGACCUGUCCACAGAAUUAAUAUUGAUGCAGGAGAGCGUUGAUUCAACCCAGCUACCCCCUGCUCCAAGUUAAGGGGGUAAAGUUCUUUUCCUCGGAGAUCUGAACUACCCUGUUUAAUGUAGUGUUGCGUUUUAGGGUGGGCAAAAUGCAACUUGGUUACAUGACACAAUGACUCCCCCCCCCCCCAGCUGCUCAGUUUUUAAAAUGCCUGGCUUUAAGUGAGCAUUUCAGCCCGUUUCUGUGAAAAAAAAACCCCGCAGUGAAGAAAAACAAAAAAAGUAGGCAUCAUUCUGUUUUGCAUGUCUUCGUUUUCAUAGCUCGCUCAGCUUUUAAUUUUUCAGGAAUCUGGAAUCCUUGUUCGGUCUUUGCCAUCUUUAGGGACGAAUGUAUGUUUGGAGAGCAGUAGAAAUAGCAUUUCAGGGUUUUAAUUAUUUUUGCGUACCCCCUUCCAUCUUCUCCACUCCAGCUUUUGAUUUUAAACUGUACAAGAUUGACAGCCAAGUACCUCUGUUCAAAAAGUAGAAGAAAAAAAAAGGCAGUUUUUUUUCCCUUUAUCAGUUGGGGUAUGAAACAUCUGUUUUAAGUGUUCUUAGACACAUUCUUUGGUAGGCGAUUAAAAGUUUAAAAAAAAAAAA
Molecule: messenger RNA, 2692 nt
Organism: Crotalus tigris (Tiger rattlesnake)
Lineage: Eukaryota; Metazoa; Chordata; Lepidosauria; Squamata; Viperidae
Gene: UBE2L3
Product: ubiquitin conjugating enzyme E2 L3
Exons: 5
Coding region: 126-695 (189 amino acids)
Source: RefSeq, a predicted model, not a curated record